AUGACUUCGGUCUACUUCGGAGCUGCUGGUGGAUCAGGAGGCGCACAAUCUCAAUACUUUGGAGUCGGAGGAAAAACCGGAGGACCUACAAGUGGAGCUAAAGGACCACUACCCGCUGGUGCUCCAGCUGGCGGUGCACAGUCCGCCUAUUUCGGCGUUGGCGGAGGUGGUGGAGGAGGCGCUCAGUCUGCAUACUUUGGCGUUGGCGGAAGCACAGGAGGUGCUUCAGCAGCUGCACCUGCCCCUGCACGUAAGUUCAUCCUUAGAAGCUUUGUGCGGGAUGAAAAGUUUUCUUUGCAGCCGCUGGUGGCGCCUCGACAAUGA
Molecule: messenger RNA, 324 nt
Organism: Cylicostephanus goldi
Lineage: Eukaryota; Metazoa; Nematoda; Chromadorea; Rhabditida; Strongylidae
Source: the annotation of a GenBank genome assembly